Messenger RNA from Colletotrichum lupini, 3963 nucleotides. RefSeq names its product ankyrin and HET domain-containing protein. The record is from RefSeq and is a predicted model, not a curated record. The transcript is spliced from 16 exons. Lineage: Eukaryota; Fungi; Ascomycota; Sordariomycetes; Glomerellales; Glomerellaceae. The coding region runs from base 1 to 3963 and encodes 1320 amino acids.
AUGAUACCCUCCAACUCAAGCUUGUGUCCCGGUGAGUCUGGUGCUGUCGUCGACAGCGAAAAAAGAAAUUUACCUCCAUCACUUCACACAUUUUGUAUCCGAAUAACGGAGAGACUUGACAAUGUUCUCAACUCAGCAUGGGGUAGUAUCUCGGAAUCGCAACCUUCACCCGACAUUGUGGGCUUGCCUGCGGGAUGUCUAUUGCAUGGGCUUACCUGCUGCCUUUUCAUCUUGAGCAAUUGGUACUGGACGGGGAUGAAGACUGCGCCCCUCGCAGACCUCAACCCGGUGGUCUGGAUGAUACAGAAUCUUCUCGCACUUCAUGGUCGUAAGGAGGCGGCGCAGAAUCACGACAACGAAUCAUGUCCACCUCCGUGCAACAUAACCGGCAUAGCAGGCCUCUACUUGUACAGGGCCGAGAACCACUUUAACAGCUGGGAUGAACCAGAUUUGGGUCAACCUCUUCCAUAUUUGGCAGUCCGUGUUGCAUUUCUCGUUUCCCCACCUCAGGUUGCUGUAUGGGUCGCAUACUCAGUUGAGGCCAUUGAUAUGCUUCAUCAUGCCCAGCUGUCAAAAUCGCUGUCGAACACUGCUUCGUUCUUCCCACUUUGCGUUGAUUGUUGUAAUCAAAUUGCGGCGCUUAGGCCGAGAAUUAUGUUCACUGAUUUUCACUCCAAAGACCGACCCUCUCCUUCAAUGUCACAACACGCACCCGAUAGUCUGGCUGCUACAGAGAUGGUACAGCAUGGCAUGCGUCGAACUAAGGAGGUAAAUGGGAGCAUUUGGCACUUGAUCUUCAUCAAGUGGCCCCAUUUCCAUGUCAAUUCUGCUACCAACAGCGUUGGAUGUGCCGUAAAGGCUCCUUCCCCGUGUAAACGCUGGGCUGGUUUCGACACAUCGCCGGGCUACACUCUCAACGCUUCUCCUAGCCGUGCGCUUCCUCUGCCGAUGAAUAUGUUGACACAUAUCUCCCACUCGAGGCAAAGCUGUAAGGAGCUUUGUACAAUUGUUGCCCUACUUAUCGUCUAUCUCAACAUCAAGCGCUCACUUUCCAAAUUCUCUUCCUUGUCCUUAUCCGCCAUCAUGAUCGGUCUUUUGCGGCCACUAGACUUGCGGAAAGAGGGUGUGGCUUCACACGACAAUACACCGGCGCCGGUAUCGCCGGUAUCGCCAGUAUCGUCAGUAUCGAGGCCUCCAGCUAGCCCUGCCGCCAAUCUUCACGCCAUUGUGCUCGCUUUUCGAGCCAUUACAGUGCUCAAAACAGCAAGCACCUCAGCGACUACUCGAAUCAGAAAGACAACCUCUAUUGAUGCGGACAAACACCCCGCGUUACCCCUCCCAAAUGUACAUCCAGUGUAUCAAACCGUUCCUCUUCGCCCCAAUGAGUUCCGCAUUCUCCAUGUGGAGCCAUCCGCUUCAUUCUCGUCGCAAGUUGUGGCCAGGCUCUCCGUGGUUGACUACGAUCCCGAAUCCAAGAGAGUCUCGGCCUCUUACGACGCUCUCUCCUACAGAUGGGGUGACCCCAACGACACCGUUACAAUUAUCGUCAACAACGCAGAGUUGAAGGUGACAAGGAAUUUGUCUAUUGCCCUUCAGAAUCUUCGUCACAGGGACCGAGAGCUUGUCAUCUGGACUGACGCUAUCUGCAUCAAUCAGAUGGACAUAGAAGAGCGACAGGUCCAAGUGACUCUAAUGGGGGCCAUCUACUCAAAGGCAGCCUGUGUACAGAUAUGGCUUGGCGAGGCUGGUCACGAUACCGAAGAGGGUAUGAAUCUCGCCAACAGCUGUGGCGGCACACGUGCAGACACCGCAGAAGUUGUGAAAAAGAUAUGCGCCGAUGGUCGUGGGUCGACUGGAUUGGCAGAGCUCCUCGAGCGGCCAUACUGGAGCAGAAUUUGGAUGUUCCAAGAAAUCCUCCUGUCAGGAAAGGCGCAGGUUCAGUGUGGGCAAUUCAGCACAUCCUUCGGUAGCCUCAAGCACCUAGACUUGAUAACCUCCAAGUCAUCCCUGUGGAAAGACCGAAAGAACCCUCCACCCUGGACUAUCCGACUUCGCAAAGCGUUCUUCAACACAGCACAAUUUACCAUCAGUCCAAAGGCUCUUAACAACCUAGAGCGUAUUCUUGUUCUGACAAGACCAUUACAAGCGACCGAGGCGCGUGAUAAGCUCUUCGCCCUCAUGGGUACGUGCGAUAUGGCCCCGUAUCUGUCCGUCGACUACAGCAAGUCGCUCCGCGAUAUCUAUGUCGAGUUCGCCAGGCAUUACGCUCAAAAGACAGGAAGUUUAGCCUUGUUUCUCCUAGCCGGAUCUCAAAAUCCAGAGGAUCAAACCGAUAUUGGUCUUCCUUCAUGGACUCCGGACUUUCGCUCUUCGACGGGGGUCGAUAUCUACACUGGCUAUGGUAUCGAAAAUGCAGGUACCUUCAAUGCCACCAAAGGGAAACGCUUCAUGGGAGCGUACUCAAAAGAACACUCAACGGGGGAUGCCGACGGGGUCUUCGUAGCCGAAGGAUAUCUUUUCGACACGAUUCGAACCACAGUCCCAGUCUUGAAAGAUGCGCGGACUCCAAAGGAAUUGUUAUCGGUGCUGCGAUUUGGACAGCUUGAAAGUCGGCCCAUGGUUUCAGGCAAGCCUCAGAUCGAAGCACUGUUCGAGGGUCUCAUUUUCGACACCAAUGGGCACACUGAAGAGGACUCUGAAGCUCGCGCCACCACAAAGCAACAUCAUCGAUUGAAUUACAUGCUUGGGUUCAUGCGAGACUUGGAGACAUACAUGGGCAACGAGCUUCCCAGAAAGAAAGACGGCAAUGUUGACUUCAACGCCCUCUUCGGCUCUAAAGGAGGCAGCGAUCUCCCCUACGUCACCUUCUACGAGUCAAUCAAAAGGACUGAUCCCUCCCAGCUCGAUGUUCAUUACAAAGCAUUCAUGAAGGAGUUUUUGUUGAAAGCAGGACGGGCGUCGAGCAUGUUCGUCUCCAACGACAACAAGCUCGGUCGGUGCAGCGUCGUUGCACGAUCCGGUGAUGUCAUUGCCUUACUUUUCGGAUGUCCUUUUCCUGUGAUUUUGAGGCGGAAAGAGUUGGGAUUCGAGCUUGUCGGUGCUUGUUACAUCAGCGGCAUGAUCUGUUCAGGAGAUCCCAUUGAUGUAAGGAAGAUGUCAGCAGACGAAGCUGAGCAUGAAGUUGUGGUCGGAGAACCCCCGAUCAGGAGACUUUCUAUUGAGCAAAUUUCGUUCGAAGAAUCUGCGGUCGAGCAAUACUCUGCCAAAUGUCUCGACGUUGAGGGUCUUCUAGCUGGAGAAAUCCUGAUGACGCAUCCACUUGACGUCAGCGAGGCUGGUCGCUGGGAAUUCUCUUGCGAGUCUGCAAUUCAGGCACUUGCUGAAGUCCUCGUCAUGGAUAGCGAUGCUAAAAACUCUAAACGCAUUUCAGGACAACCCGAUCAUGGUUCUCAGGUCUCACUAUUUCGCCUUCUCGGUCUUGUUCGAGAUGUUGAGAAGUUGUGCAAAGGAGACUCUACAGGAGCCGAAGCCGAAACUGAUGUUCUGGCCUUUUCGAUAUGGCUUGGGAUCGAGCAAGUCGAUAUGUUAGGCGAGAUUUACUCUAGUCUUUGGGCAUCGGAGCAAAGAACGCUCGAUCGCUAUCGUACGUUGUUCAUCCGCGAGCUGAAACGCAAGCGAGUCCCAUCUUGCCGGAUAUUCUCAGUCAAGUCUGGCUACAUUGACACUAUGAUAUUGACAAAGGGGUAUCCGGUCGAUAUCGCGUCAGCCAUUGCUAUGUAUACAUUUGUCUUGAGAUUAUAUCUUAGUCCGUUUAGCUGGAAUACCUUAUUGCAGGACAGUCAUAGUCAAAUCAGAUUUGGUAAUAGCCGCUUGGAAUUGAAGAACUUCUUGGAAUUAUCUUACCAUCCCCUGUCGAUAUGCAGAAAGUCCAUCACGGCUGAAUGUAGGAUCGGCGCUGAAUAA